Saprolegnia parasitica CBS 223.65 is the source of this 849-nucleotide messenger RNA. RefSeq lists its product as hypothetical. NCBI's taxonomy places the organism in Eukaryota, Oomycota, Saprolegniomycetes, Saprolegniales, Saprolegniaceae. Gene Ontology annotation, molecular function: protein-arginine N-methyltransferase activity. The coding region runs from base 1 to 849 and encodes 282 amino acids. The record is from RefSeq and is a predicted model, not a curated record. Gene Ontology annotation, biological process: peptidyl-arginine methylation. Gene Ontology annotation, cellular component: nucleus. The transcript has 3 exons.
AUGAGCGCCCCGACGACGACGACGACCGACAGCAGCAUGACGUCCAAGGACUACUACUUUGACUCGUACUCGCACUUUGGCAUCCAUGAGGAGAUGCUCAAGGACGCGGUGCGCACCAAGACGUACAUGAACGCGAUCUUGCAGAACGGCCACCUCUUCAAGGACAAGGUCGUGCUCGACGUCGGCUGCGGCACGGGCAUCCUCUCCAUGUUUGCGGCCAAGGCCGGCGCCGCGCACGUCUACGGCAUCGACUGCUCCGGCAUCAUCACGCAGGCCAAGCAGAUUGUGCACGACAAUGGCUUCUCGGACCGCAUUACGCUCAUCAAGGGCAAGGUCGAGGAAGUCGAGCUGCCCGUGCAGCACGUCGACAUUAUCAUUUCCGAGUGGAUGGGCUACUUCCUCCUCUACGACUGCAUCAAGAAGAUCGCGAUGACCGAGCCGCUCGUCGACACGGUCGAAGGCGACGCGAUCGUCUCGAACGUCUGCCCGAUCCUCGACAUUGACUUGGCGACCGUCAAGAAGGAAGACCUCGCGUUCAAGUCGCCGUUCUCGGUCGUCUGCGCGCGCAAGGAUUUCUGCCACGCGCUCGUCGCGUACUUUGACUGCGCGUUCACGCACUGCCACAAGCCGAUUGCGUUCUCGACGGGCCCGCGCGCCAAGUACACGCACUGGAAGCAGACCGUGUUUUACCUCUCGCAGCCGCUGACCGUGCGCGCCGGCGACGUCAUCGAAGGCACGCUGAGCUGCGUGCCCAACGCCGCCAACCCGCGCGACCUCGACAUUGAGAUUGACGUGCACUUUGACGGCGCCAGCAGCUUCCACGAAAAGCACCAGUACUACCUGCGAUAA